GCGACAAUUGACAGACAACGAAGGCCGAAACGGAGAGGGGAGGGCGGAAGGAGCUCGGCCAAUCAAGACCAACGACACAAAGCAGCCCAGCGUGGAGAGCCAAUAAGGAAGGUUGUUGCUUUCCCCGCCGGCCGCGCCUCAGCGCUGCCCUCUGGUGGAUGUCGUCGCUGCUGCGGGGCCUGGCGGCCGAGGACUGGCCUUAGGGCCCGGCUUAGAGCCGCAAGUUCCGGCGCUGGAUGGAGCCCCUCAAAGGGAAAGAGGAGGAGGAGAAAAAGGACAACUUCCUGUACUUUGCUUAUGGCAGCAACCUCCUGAGAGAGAGGCUGCAGCUCGGAAACCCCUCGGCUACUUUUUACUGUGUGGCCCACCUGCAGGGUUUUAAACUUGAUUUCGGCAAUCAUCAAGGGAGAAUAAGUACUUCUUGGCAUGGAGGCAUAGCUACCAUUGCUGAGAGUCCUGGAGAUGAAGUGUGGGGAGUAGUAUGGAAAAUGAGCACUAACAAUUUAUGUUCUCUGGAUAAGCAAGAAGGGGUUGGAAGUGGAAUGUAUGUUCCAAUAGAAGUUAGUGUUCAUACCCAAGAAGGAAAAGUUCUCACCUGUCGAAGUUACCAGAUGAAUGAUUAUGUUUCCGAUGACAUUUCGCCACAAUAUAAAAAAGUUAUCUGCAUGGGAGCGAAACAGAAUGGCUUACCAUCUGAAUAUCAAAAGAAGUUAGAAGCCAUUGAAACCAACCACUACAAAGGAGCUGUGAAAAUUCUUCAAGAAAUAGAAGCGGUUAUGCAGAAGAGAGAAAACUUUCUCAGAACAUAAUGUAAAAUAUUUGCCUCAAUUAAUUUUGACUUAUAUACUUUUCUGUUUAUUAUAAAGAAAAAUGAACAUGACUAACUUUGGGUCACCAGCAUUUUACUUGGGCAGUAUUACUUCAUUUAAAAUAUUUACAAGUUUCCCAGUGACAGAGAUUGCCAGCAAAUUUCCUCUUGUUCCCCAUUCUGGAAAUUUAGGUCAGAGAUUAUGGCUAGUGAAAAUCUAGAGUUGUUUUCCAACGGGGGUUGAAAAAAAAAUCUUUUCUGGAUAUUUUUAAGAAACAUUUUCUGAUAGCAGGAGGUUGCCUUUUGAAGUUGGUAGUGGCUUCUUGAGCUUCCUCAUCUUCAAGUGGUGAAGGAGGAGGCAGGGCAGCUACAGGAACUUCUGCCCAGAGGCACUGGGAACAUGGAACCCGUUUUGGCCCCAGAGCAGUGUGAUUUACUGGGUUUAGGCUGUUGACAUCUCCAGGCUGGGAGCUAUAGUACCCCCAGAGCUGUUGCCAAGCAACUCCAGCCCCGGGGCAGUCAAUCUGUAGUAUUCAUUGAACACCUACUGUGAGCAACAUACUAAGAAGUACUUGGAGGAGUGCAAUAAAAUGAGUAGACUUGAUUCCUGCCCUCAUAGAAUUUACAAUCUAGUGGGGGAAACCCACACUCAACUGUCAAGAAACUUAAACCCAAGCUAGAGUUGUUGAGGAGUCCCUACCAUGCCCAUCUACAAGCUGGCUAGAGAAAGUGGCAAGUUAAAGGGUGAGAGUCAAUGCAAUUACCCUCCUUUCAUAUGAGAUUGAAUGUACUGAGUCCUGUGAUCCAUCUCUGGAUUUAAACCCAUGCUGAAAAAUACACGAUGUCCCCUUAUCAAGCACACUUCUGUCUCUCCUAGGCUAUCUCCUCCAUAAACAAUUAUGAACACAUCUGAAAUUUAUUUAUAUUAAUGUCUGCCUCCCUGUCUAGACUGUAAGCUUGUUGUGGGCAGGGAAUGAGUCUUUUUAUUGUUAUACUCUCCCAAGGCUUAGUACGGUGCUCUGCACACAGUAAUCACUUAAUAAAUAAAAUUGGCUAACUGAAAGUAGAUACCCAUUUGCUUCCAGUACUAUAAAUCUCCAAGAUACUUUUAAAUGCCUGGUAGCAAUGCUCAGAAAUAUUGCUUUGCUUUUUUUUUUUUUAAUCCAACUCAAGGAUAUUGAGGAAGCCACAGAGACGAUUUUAUCUAAAAAUACUAAUCAAGCUGUCAAAUGUGAUUGCUGUGGUGGUGUUCCCAGGAAAAUAAAUACAGUCCUAAUUUAA
This is a messenger RNA of Ornithorhynchus anatinus (platypus), 2089 nucleotides long. RefSeq names its product gamma-glutamylcyclotransferase (gene GGCT). The transcript has 5 exons. Lineage: Eukaryota; Metazoa; Chordata; Mammalia; Monotremata; Ornithorhynchidae. The record is from RefSeq and is a predicted model, not a curated record. Bases 237 to 809 code for a protein of 190 amino acids. Gene Ontology annotation, molecular function: gamma-glutamylcyclotransferase activity.